Guillardia theta CCMP2712 is the source of this 1461-nucleotide messenger RNA. RefSeq lists its product as hypothetical. NCBI's taxonomy places the organism in Eukaryota, Cryptophyceae, Pyrenomonadales, Geminigeraceae. The transcript is spliced from 16 exons. The coding region runs from base 1 to 1461 and encodes 486 amino acids. Gene Ontology annotation, biological process: poly(A)+ mRNA export from nucleus. The record is from RefSeq and is a predicted model, not a curated record. Gene Ontology annotation, cellular component: nucleus.
AUGUUGUGCUGGCUCGGAGGAGAAAGCUUCUUUCUACCAGAAGAAACACGAUCGAGGCAGAGCGACGGCAGUGACCAGGAAGAGCAGGACAGGGCUGAGAAGAAGGACGUGGAGGAAAGCGACAAGGAAGAGGACAAGGAUAAUGAAGACGAGAAACUAGAUGAGGCACAAGUGUUUGGAGAGAACGACGACGACGAUGACGAUGACGACGACUUUGAAUCGAGGAAGAAGCCAACGAAGAAGUCAAAGAGGAAGAGCUCUGACAGCGACCAUUCUGAUUCCGGCGAUGACGGGGAGGGAACGAAACGCAAAUCGCACAAGAGCUCUGGCCAAGGAAAGCACAAGAGGACCAGGAGGGACAAGUCGGACGAGGACAGUGGCGACAAUGCUCCAGACGAGCCCCCCACUUACCAGGACAGCGAUGAUGACGAGGAGGACGCGAUCAACAGAGGGGACGUCGUCGAUACCGAGACGGGCGAGGCAGUCACGAGCUCAAAGUUGAAGGGCAAGCGUCUUGGCAAACGCGACCAGAAGGAGCUGAUGGAGAAGGAGAAGGAGCAGAUGAAGAAGUUCAUCAACGACCUCAAGAACGCUGCGCUCGAUGACAUGGAAGCGUACAAGAGGAGGCAGACGGCAAUGAAGAAGAUGGAGUUGCUUCCCAAGCUCGUGGAGGAAAUCUCCAAGAGCCGCAAGCAGCAGAUGUACAUCGAGCUCGGCAUCCUCAAGAGCAUGAAGCUGUGGCUGGACCCGCUCAAGGACGGCUCCUUCAAGGACCGCGCUUCCAGCUUGCCGAACAAGAAGCUGCUGGCUGAGGUCUGCCAGCUGUUGUUGAAGCUCCCGCUGGAGUCUGGCAGGACAGGAACGGACGGCAAGAUGUUCACUACUGACAACAUGCAAUUUCUGCUUGACAGUGAGAUCGCGCGCUCCGUCCGCUUCAUCACCAACGCGUUUAAGGAUGACAUGUCUUGCGAAGCGUGCAGACUAGCGCAGAAGGUGAGAGCCAAGUGGUCGCGCCUGGUCUACAAGAAGGCAGAAGGCUACAAGCACACGGCAGACCAGCAGGACGAGGACGACGAGCCGCACGUUAUGCCUCACAUCCCCAAGGCGAACAGGGAGUGGGAAAAGAUGCCAGCCAACAUCAACGCGAAGGGAGAGAAGGCGGCGAAGGGAGAAUACGGCUUCCGCUACGGCGCUUCUGUUCCUCGUCCCAUGCUCUUUGACUUCACUAUGGCGCCCGAGAGCAAGAUCGAUGUGGAGGAGAGGCUUGAGAGCUCCAAGGAGAGGAAUCGUGAAUUGCGCGAUCGUCUCAUCAAGGUCGGUAUCGAACACAAGAGGGGCGACAAAGCUGGUCGCAACGAGCGAGCAGACGCCCCAGAGCUGAACCGCAUGCACGUCGGAGGCGUCGCUUCCAAGAUCACGUCCAUCGGGUGGGCAGAGAAGGAGGCGAAGAAGAAGAAGUGA